Messenger RNA from Podospora anserina S mat+, 2841 nucleotides. RefSeq lists its product as uncharacterized. The transcript is spliced from 2 exons. Lineage: Eukaryota; Fungi; Ascomycota; Sordariomycetes; Sordariales; Podosporaceae. Bases 1 to 2841 code for a protein of 946 amino acids. The record is from RefSeq and is a predicted model, not a curated record.
AUGCGGUUGCCCUGUCGUUCGACCGCUGUCAUCUUCACUGCUGACACUGCUGGCAGGUAUGGUAUCGACGGUACAUGGUCCAAUUUUAUGUUUGUGAUAGGCUCGCCCGCCGAGAUUGUCUACCUCACGCCAUCGACGGCCUUGUCGGAAAUCUGGACGAUAUCUAGCGGUGGCUGUCAUCCGGUUCAAAUCUGCAUCAAUGCUCGGGGUGGUGUCUUCAACUCCUCGCUGUCGGAAUCAUGGCAGCCAUUGGGGGCUUGGAAGCUGGGCAUGAACCACACGGGAAUGGGGGGGAAUGGUGAUUAUGGGUUGGAAACCUUGGGGUUCGUCAACACGCUGACUUCGGUGUCGACGCUCCUCGAGAACACAUUGGUGGCCGCCAUCAACGACACGCAGUAUUACAGCGGCUUUAUUGGGCUUGGUGUCACGCCUGGGAAGUUCGGCUCCAAUGUCUCGACUCCUUUUAUCCCUCAGCUUGCCCAGGUGUAUGGCGCUAUUCCCAGUCAUAGUUAUGGGUACACCGCCGGCGCCUACUACCGAGAGAGUAAGUUGUCAUGUGCGGAAAAGAUAUCACCAACACGUACUAACACUAUUCAAGAUGGCAAGAAGGGCAGUGGCACAGUUGCCUCUCUGGUUCUGGGGGGGUACGAUAGGCUUCGAUUCGUCCCUCACGGCAACAACUUUGCCCUCGAUCCGAUCACGCGACUUCCUCUUGUUCGCCUGCGUGGUGUGACGGCGCAAAUCACAGACGAGGACAAGGCCCCGGCUGCUAAUUGGACAUCAACAAGUCGGACGUUGGUCAAUAUGGAUGAUUCCAUCGAGGCUUUCAUCGACUCUUCCACACCGUACCUGUGGCUGCCGACCGAAGUAUGCGACCGUUUUGCUGAUGCUCUCAAUCUAACAUGGAGGGAGGAUCUCGGGUUGUACACUUUUGCAGGCGGAGGGGAACAGUACACGCGCUUUCAAAACGACGAGUCUUUGUCCUUCACCUUCACCCUUUCGAGCUUUGACAACACCGACAACUUUGGGCAACCGUUUAAUGUUCCGGGCGUGGUCAACAUCACGAUUCCGUCGGCGGCGUUUGCGCAGUUAUUACGUUACCCUUUCAGAAACGUCAUUCAAUGGGGCGAAUCGAGCAUCCCGUAUUUCCCGCUGAAGCGUUCGACUACCGAGGUCAACAAUAAUACCUAUAUCAUUGGUCGGGCGUUUAUGCAGGAGGCAUACAUCAUUACUACUUACGAUAAGAGCAUGUUCUCGCUUCACCAGGCGUUGUUUCCCGAGGCGGCCUCGAGCAAUUACUCACUUGAAGCCAUCGCAAGGCCACCGGAUAGCCCGUACCCGGAAUUCACAAGCGCGCCUGUGCCGACUGGGACGAAUAACAGACUGGGGACUGGCCAGACAGUUGGUAUCGUGUUCAGCGCCUUCAUCACAGGAAGUAUUUUGGGGGGUCUGAUAUGGUUUUGCUGCCGUCGGAAAAAGUCAAAGCAAAACUCUCAAAAUUCCGAGACAGACGAGGACAAACGCGAGGCUCACGUCACAGAAGAGGAGGAGCCACAGAGUCCAGUCAAGAAGGUGUUUUCGUUGAUCAUCAGGAGGAAGAGAUCAAGGAAACCAGAAAUUCACGAAGUGCACAACAACAGCACCCAACCCGUCGAGGUUGGGGCAGACGGAGAAAACCAGGUGUACGAAAUGCCUGUACCGCCAGAACCGGUUGAGCUGGACAGCCAUGAUCUUGGGGAUGACGAGACCGACGUUGGGGUAGAUAGUGCCCAGGGAAUGAGCGAAUAUGAGCUCACUCAGCGGAAACUGGAAAGGCAGAUGAGGGGGCCGGUGCCGACUUAUACACCCACGUCAACAACGCACAUGACGAUACCGACGGGGGUGAUGCAGCAAGAAAAGUCCAUGCAGGACAUGAGCCGAGUUGCUCAUUACCGACCGCCAGAUACGCCCUCGCCGGCGUCGUCGCCGACGUAUGCGAAUAGCGACUCGUUUCCGAAUUCGUUGCCGUCACCGAUGACGCCGCAUGGGGACUGGGCGGGGAGGAUGUUUGAUUUGCCUUCUCCUAUGACGGUUGCUCCGCCGCCGUUGCAUUUAUAUCCCCCUUCCCAGCAACACCACCACCACCACAACAGGACUUCGGACCCUGCUGGCUCGAGUUAUUCACCUGUUUCCCCGACCUCGGCUCAGACGUUUGCCCCUUCGUCGGUGUCGAUGAGUCGGUCGGAUUCGAAUGAUGGGGUAUCGCCCACAUCGCUGACAUCGUCAGUGAGGUUACCGCCGCCGUCGUUUCAAAGAACACCGAUUAACAACUCCCAGAUUGUCUGUUUGGGACCGUUGCCGGAACAUAUCGAGCUGCCUACUCAACGUCCACCCCAACCACCGACGCCGACUACUAGAGUUUUUGACUCGAACGGGCAGCCGGUCGAUGGAGGGGUGUCGCCUGUGUCGCCGACUUCUCCUUUGCCGCUUCCGCCGGGGAGGUUAGGGGGAGGGCAUUAUCGCUCUGAGAAUAAUGGGAGUAGUGAGACGUUGGGGAGUAAUUUUACCGAGGAGGAGGCGGGGGAGAUGAUUUUGGGGAGGGGGGGGAAUACGAUACAACCAACACAAGGGGAGCAGCAGCAGAGAAGGAGAUUGGGACAGGUGCCUCAGAGGAUAAGUCUGUUGCAGCCGCAGCCGCCGCCGCCGCCGAGGGGAGGGAGAGGGGGGGAGCAAGAGGAGGAUGAUGACAAUGACAUGCCGAAUAGUCCGCAGAGCAUGGAGCGGAUAGAGGGACGGGAUGGGUUGAUUCAUGUGCCACAGGUGGCGGAUAAGAGGUAUAGUUGGGAGGAGGGGAGUGGGUGA